Sinocyclocheilus rhinocerous is the source of this 4339-nucleotide messenger RNA. RefSeq names its product golgin subfamily A member 1-like. The record is from RefSeq and is a predicted model, not a curated record. Bases 349 to 2940 code for a protein of 863 amino acids. Gene Ontology annotation, cellular component: Golgi apparatus. The transcript has 23 exons. Lineage: Eukaryota; Metazoa; Chordata; Actinopteri; Cypriniformes; Cyprinidae.
UCGCCAACUUGUUCCUGGAACGUCAUCAGGAAUCUGGUGACUAAAGAUUACGUGUGAAGUUAGUAGCCAGGUGCUAGCCGCGACAAAAACAACGCACACAGAUGUAACGCCUGGAGAAAUAUUAGCGUUAAACGUGAUUUCUAUUACAAUGAACCUCAGCUCUGUCAGAGUCUAUGGAGUUGUUACGAGUCAAGGCAGCAGAGAGUAACACCAGAAUGAGAUCUGCUUACGCUGUGAAUAUAAGCCGUUCUGCUUUCCGAGGACCCUAAAGGGUCUCGUUGACAGUUGGGGAGACGUUCAAACCAUUGCUUUACACACACAGCUAUACGCUACAUCUACACUACAGAGAUGUUCGCAAAGUUGAAGAAGAAGCUGGCGGAGGAGGCCGCCACUGCCCCUCGAUCAGGCCGCAUCCCUCGCUCCAUGAGCAAAGAGUCCAUCACUUCUGUGGGCGCAGAUUCUGGCGAUGACUUUACAUCUGAUGGCAGCAGCUCCAGAGAUGAUGUUUCUUCUCAGAUUCAGCGCAGAAACGAUCAGAUACGAAAACUGGAGGCCAAACUCUCAGACUACGCUGAGCAGCUUCGGCUAAUGCAGAAGACUAAGGAGAAGCUUGAGAUUGCAUUAGAGAAGUAUCAGGAUUCAUCCAUGCGCAAACUUCAGGACCAGAAUGAAGCUUUCCAGACCAACCGAGCCAAGAUGGCAGAAGGCAUGGCCUUAGCAUUAGAGAAGAAGGACCAGGAGUGGAUAGAAAAGCUAGCUACUCUGGAGCAGGAUAAGUUGUCACUGGCAGCUCGGCUAGAUGAGAUGACGGAGCAGAGUUUAAGUCUGUUCCAGAAGAGAGAUGACCUGGAUGAGCUGGAGGGCUUUCAGCAGCAGGAACUGGCCAAAGUCAAACACAUGCUGCUGAGGCGAGAGGAACAGCUAAGUCAGCGGGAGAAAGAGCUCAAACUGAGAGGAGAGGAGCUGAACACAGCAAGACUGACCCUGAGCCAAACCCAAGACAAGCUGUAUGAGCUGGCAGAGGAACACGAGGAGAUGUGCAGGGUCAACUCACAGCUACAGGCCCAGAGGGAUGAGUUGUUGAGUGAGAGAACAGAGGCUGAGAGGAAGGUUGUGGCUCUGGAGAAGAGAGAGCAGGAGUUACAGCAGCUGAUCCAGCAGGUGUCAGAGGACUUCCAGAAGGCACAAAACAAUGCAAAGGCACUAGAGAAAUCAAUAGAGCAGCUCCAGUCUGAACACAAUAAGCUGAAGCUACAGCACGAGCAGCACAAGAACAAGGUUGCAGUGACCGAGGAGGAGAGAGAGCGUCUAUUGGCUGAUCUGCAGGAGAAGGCCACCUCCUUAGAGAGGAGACUAGAUGCGAACCUCUCUCAGGAUGAGCACCUACGGGAACUACUCAAGGAGAAGUCUUCAUUACAGCAGAGGUUAGAGGAGGCCAGAGGAGAGUUACUGGAGGAGAGAACAAAUCACACCACUGCGGUCAGUUCACUGGAGGCCCAGAUCUCUCGGCAGAACGCCAACAUCACAGAUCUGCAGACUCUGGUCAAGCACAAAGACGAUUCAUCCAAAGCUUACAGAGAGAGGACAGAUGCACAGAUAUCAGAUCUGGAGCAGAGGCUGGCUGACUGCACUGAGACGAUGAAGAGUCUGCAACAGCAACUUGAAGACAGUGAAACGCAUGCAGAAAAGCUGCAGGCAGAGUGGGCAGAGGAGAGAGAGAGACUACAGCAGCAGGUCUCGACACAGAGACAGAGAGGCUUGGAAAAAACAGCCAGACUGGAGGAGGAACUUCUUACUCUACAGAGACAGAGAGAAACGGAGGCAAGCAAGCAUCAGGACAACCUGCGGUUACUGGAGGAGGAAAAAGCCUCACUGUUGAAGAGCAAAGCUGAGGUGGACAGCACUGUAAAGAGACUGACAGCAGAACUAGAGCAGUCCAGAGCGGAGUUGAUCAGCAGACAGACGGUAAGCGUUGAAAUUGCCAAAGCUCUGGAGGAAACCAGAAAACAGAGAGAAGAACUCCAACAACAGGUCAGCAAAAUGGCAAAGUCUCUUGAAAAGGCGGAAAAUGAAGUGAGUCGUCUUUCUCAGAAUUUAGGAGCAAAGGAGGAAGAACUAAACAUGCUGAAGGAAGAGCUGCAGGCGGCCCUUAGCAGUCUGUCUUCUCUCCAGGCUGAGUGCGAGUCUCGUCGUUUAGAGGCUGAGGAGCGAGAGAGAGAACACAACUCUCAGCUGACGUCACUACAGCAGGAAAUCCUCACAAAAACACAACAACUCUCUACUUACCAGUCACGGGUGUCUGAUCUUGAGGGUGAGCUGUUGAGUUUAACAGCACAGUCACAUGAUGAGUGUGAUGGUGAGCAGAACGGGACGGUUACUGUAAGUGAUCUUGACCAGUUACAAAAUGUCAAUAAAGACCUGGAGCAACAGCUAGCCGAAAAGAACAAGACAAUAAAGCAGCUACAGCAGAGGCUUGCAGAACUGAAGAGGACAUUACAGAAAGAGCUGAAACUGAAGCCAGAUCCUGACUCUGAGACAAAGGAGAGACUCCAGGAAAGCAGGCAGGAGAAAUCAACCGAUAAGACGAUCUCAGAGACACCGAUGCCCGCCACAGCUCCAACCCCAGCUUCAGGACUCCCUCAAACUUCAGGCCCGCCUCCCAUCACCUCCAACACCACAGUCACCAACAGUUCAGACCUCACAGACACAAGAGAGAUCAACUUUGAGUACCUCAAACACGUGGUGCUGAAGUUCAUGUCAUCCAGAGAGGCAGAGGCUUUCCAGCUCAUCAGAGCCAUUUCUGUACUUCUGCAUUUCACAAAAGAAGAGGAGGACAUGCUCAAACAGACACUGGAGUACAAGAUGUCGUGGUUCGGUUCCAAGCCCACACCCAAAGGUAUCAUACGGCCUUCCAUCUCAGGAACCUCAAGUUGGAGCUGAAAGACAAAUACAGUGAAUAAUCUCAGUAGAAACCUACCGACGUCUGAAGGGAGCAAUUGCAGAUUCCACAGUUACAAUCUCUGCCUCAACAGUUCCUAUGUAGCUCGUGCCCUUUAAACAGCACGACACAAACAACUGUCCAUUUUCACUAAAAUAUUGCAGGGACUGGAAACUAAUGCUAUAUGAACAUAAUCUUUUCUUGACUGGGGAAAUUCAUCUUUUAAGUAAUGGUCAUCCGUCUCACUCAUGUACUCUGUAACUGCUGUUUCCAACAUCCUUCAACUGGAACAGAAUGGAAAACCCUUCUUUCUUGUAUUUACCUUUUUUUUUUUUGUAACUCCAAUCUGAGCUCUUUGAAAUCAAGGUUGGGCAAAUCAUAUCCGCCAGUCCAUUUCAGUGCUACUUAAUGAAGACCAUAAACAAUUUUCCUUUUCCUCCAGUACUGGACGUCAGUGAAAAUCAGGAAUGGGAUGUCACAUUAUACUGUCGUGAUUUCAAAUAUGUGGAAGCAUCUUACUUUAAUCUGCCUUGUGUAAAUUACAGUUACGUACAUGCCAUACUAGUAUUUAUAUAUGAAUACCUGUAUAUAAGUGAUGAGGAUUUAUAAAUCAGUGGAUACAUAACUUGUUUUUUUUUUGUCAUCAUACACAUGCAUUAGUAUCAUAUGUGUGUGAGAUUCUUCACUGUGGGCUUGAAACUGUAAUAUAGAGGCAUGUAUGCACAGACUGAGAAAACGAGCAUGCAUGCCUUAUACCGAAUGCUUUGAUUGUACAUUGGUUUUGAGUGUAUACUGAAGCAUUUGAGUACACUUGACGCCUUAAUGUUCAAGGCUAACUGCAUUUCUAUUUCUCUGAGAACAUGUCAAUAGAAACAUCUUUCCUUUUUACCUGUAAAAACAAAGUGGUUUUCGGUCAAAGCCAGUGUUUUGCUGUCAGAACAAUGUAAUUGUGUGUGUUUUAACACUUUUAAGGCCACAUCAGCAGCACUAAGGUUAACACUCUGGAUGACAGACUCUUCUUCUAGAGACUUAAAAAUCUCUGCAGGAUGCUUAACACGUUUCCUGUUUUUAGAAAAAGAAACCCAAAGAUUUCUGUUUUAUGUGUAAAGACUGAUUGAAUUCGGUUUUUAUGAAGCUUGAAUCAGUGGAUUCAGAGAAUUCGUUUUGCCGUAAAUGAAAGUUAAUGGCCUGUGUGUGAACCGCUUAGGAAUGAGAUUUCUAUUGAAAGAUCCAAAAAGCACUUUUCUACAACCGUAUUCAUGUUUUGUUUGAUGUUAUACUGUAGCCGUCACAGUAUCCAUUGCCUCUGCUGUCAGCAAAAUACCACUACAUCCUUAUUUUGGUUUCACUUCAUGUUAUGUCAGGAAUAUCAAAACUUGAUAAAAAUGAUGUUCUUUCUCA